This is a messenger RNA of Physella acuta, 3391 nucleotides long. Its product is annotated as zinc finger protein 346. Lineage: Eukaryota; Metazoa; Mollusca; Gastropoda; Physidae. Gene Ontology annotation, molecular function: nucleic acid binding; zinc ion binding. The record is from RefSeq and is a predicted model, not a curated record.
CUCGGUUUAGCUCGUAGGUAGAUUCUACUAGAUCUAGAAUAGAUCUAGAUUCUAGUCAGAAAGAAGAGCCACAAGUAGGAAAUCUAGUCAAGUAGAGUGUCUAACUCAAGUGAUGUGUUAUGGUUGUGUUUAUAAUAAAAUACGCUCAAACGGAGGUGAAUGUGAAGCAGCGAAAAAAAUACGCUAAAAUGGAGUUUUACCUUAAGAUGGAGGAAACUGCAGCAGAUUUAGCAUACAAAGAGUGUCUUGUAAGGAACAUCAGAGAACUGUUUAUAUCAUCAAUUGUCCCAGAAAAUUUUCUUUAUAGAGUUCACAAGCACGACAAGAACGUAUUAACAUCUGAUGAUAUUGCUCGGUUCCUCAAGAAAUGUACCAGUGGUCUUUAUGAGAAAGACAUAAAUAUGGAGCUACUAGAUCGAUUGUCAAAGUAUGAUAAUUGGUUUGAAUGCAUACUGAAGAUGCUUCAAGAUCCAGAAUUAAAGCAAGCACAUCUUGUCAAAGGCUUUGAAGAACUAAAAAGAAAAACAGAUUUAGAAAUGGGGAUACAAGUUGCUCGACCAGAGCAAGAAGUCAAUACAAAUGACAUAUUAAACAGACCAGUUAGAAGAAGUGAUUUUGAAUUGGAUGUGCAGUCAGAUUCAGUUUCUAAAAGUAAAGUUACUUGUGCGAUUCCCGAAAUGCUAACACAGGAUGAUGGUACUGGAAUGGUUAAUGGUGUCCAUAUGUGCAUGGUGUGUAAUAUAGCCUUGACAUCUGCCCAACAUAAAGAGCAACACAUUUUAGGAAAGCAGCACUUAAAGAAAAUAAUGGAACGUGCUCAGUCCACACCCAGUGUCACUCCACAGAAAGAAUCACCUCAAGUGAAAAGCAUGGAUAGAGCUGACAACAGUAUUGACAGCACAAAAUAUUGCUAUGUGUGCCAGUUGUCUCUUUCCUCAGUUGCUGUUUCAAAACAGCAUUAUGAAGGAAGGAGCCAUAAAAAAAGGGUAGAGGCUCAACAGUUGGAAAAUGGCAAUACUUCUAACUCUUUGGAAAACAGUCAGGAGCAAACUGAUUCUACUGAGGUUGAUAACAGCAAUAGUUGUAGUCUGCUUACUGAUUCCAUUUCCAGUAUGAGUAUAUCUGAUGCGCCUGCACAGGGUGAUGGAUGUGGAACUGUUAAUGGUAAAAGCUGGUGUCUGGUUUGUAAUAUUGAACUGACUUCAGAACAACACAAGACCCAGCAUGUUGAAGGCAAGGCUCACAAGAAAAAACUUAAAGAUUCUGCCCAACUAGAAGCCACUGACGCUACUGCAGCUCAUGAUGAGAGUAUCACCUACUGUUCUGUUUGUAAGAUUUCUCUAACUUCUAGAGAGAAUGCUACGGAACACUAUAAAGGAAAGAACCAUAAGAAAAAGCUUGAAGCUGUCAAGGUCAAUGCUAAAUAGUGCAACUUUUUGUAUGUUGUUUAUACAGACAUCUAAAUAUACAUAUUAUUGACCAUGGUAUCUUGUGAUAAUUAAAACUAGUAGGGCCAAAUGACAAUUUGAUAUUAGCCUAUAAAGAUAGCCAUAUAUUAAUGAAACAAAAUAUUUUAAAAUCUCACAAGUCAAGUUUAGAAAUAAAAUAUAAAGAAUAGAAAAUAAUGAAUAAAUAUCAUAGAUUUUCUAUAAAAUUUAAAUGAAUUCUGGUUCAGUUUUUAUUGCAGCAUUGACUUGUAAUUUUAAAAAAUUGUAAUUUUUUAUACAUGAGGACACUAUCAUCUGAUAUAUUAGUAAGCUAGGUUUUUUUUCUUUUUGUUGAACUUUUUUCUGGGAAACCAGAAACACUUAUAUAACCGGCCAAAGUUUUAUGAUGAAAACUUGAUUUCUCCAGAUUGUAUUUAUUUAUGUAAAUUGUAAUUUUACAUUUUUUUUUAUUUUAAACUCACUUAUAGGCUUUACGUUCAGUAUUUUGAAGUAACGUUCAGUAUUUUGAAGUAACGCUUGACCUUCUUAUUCGCUGUCUUUGUCAUUGGUUUGAUUUAACUUAAAUUUGUUGCAGGUUAACCAGAUAACAUAUUUUAAAAAUUGUAUAGGCUCUUAAAAAUUUAGUUCAAGUAAAUGGGUGGUCCAAUUCACCGGAAUCUACUGUAAAUAUAAAGGUACCGGGUAUUUAUUUAUGUAAAGUGUGAUUUUACAUUAUUUUUUAUUUUAAAUGAUUUACAAAUUCUUGUUACAUUUGCUAACAUCUUUUCUAAUUUGAGACUGUUACAACUUUUUAGAUUGAUUUAACCUGAAUAUAAUGUUAAAAAUAAAUUGCAAUUAUGAAGUUUUAAAAUGUAAUUUACCAUUAUGGAAUGUAUAACAUUUUUUAACGUUGUGCAAAUGUAAAAACAAAUACAAUGAUAUCAUUAACACCUUUUUAUUUAGAAUUCCUUUUUAAACCUUAGCCUCUUGAUCACAUAUCUUAACAUACAUAAAAUUGCUUCUUUCAAAUAUAACAUGUUCAGUGAAAUCCAAUUCAACUAAAGUUUUUGAACAUUGUUUUAUUUAAACUGGUAAAUAUUUUAACUAUCAACUUGGUAAAAUACUUUUAUUUUAGAAGAAUCAAUUACACACAUUCAAUACACAAUGUCUUUCUAAGAUUUUAGUAAGUAAAGUUCCUUUUUCAAACCUGACAGUUGAUAGGGCAAGUGAAGUAGAAUUCACUUGUUUCUGUGACCUCGGCGUAUGAAGAGAUAGUGUGGUCAGCACUAUGACCAGCCGCCUUUACUUUCCCUAACAUGAGUUAGGUACCCAUCAGAGUUGGGUGGACUCAGGGACGGUCUACUGACUUGAAUCUGGAUUUGAACUCGAGACAUACUGGUUAGCAGUCCAGCUCUCUACCGCUAGAUCACUCCGUCCCUUUCUAAGAUUGGUAUGCUUAAAACAUGCUUUACUUUAAUGCAUUGGUUUCUUUAUAACUGUUUUACACAGGAUGUACCAUGACAUAAUAUGUGAAAUGUUGUAAUUAGAAUGUUUUGUAUUAUUUAUUGUUAUGUUUAGUCAUCACUACCUGAUCAGUCAAAGGAUAGGACCUUUAGAUACCAUUCUAUGAUAAAUCUCACUGUGGACUAUAAGGUGGCAAUUAGGUGUUUAGAACCACCCUCUCUCCUCCAUAGAGCCUCAAAAUGAACGCUGUUUCAUGUUAAGUUAGAGUUAGAGCUAUUGGUAAUAAUGCCAAUUCUAUGCCUAGCUGCCUUUACUUUCCCUAACAGGUGAACUCUACUUGCCCCAUGGUCUGUAAGGUUCUAAAAAGUGAACUUUAUCAUUAGUUGAUAGACUUUGCUGAAAUAAAUAUAAAAUACCUUUGUGACUUAAUUAUGUACUCUAAAUAAACCCGUGAUUAAAAUUUGUCAAUGACUUAAAACAUUAAAGCGCCUAUGCAUUUU